Quercus robur (English oak) is the source of this 3245-nucleotide messenger RNA. RefSeq lists its product as uncharacterized. The record is from RefSeq and is a predicted model, not a curated record. The transcript is spliced from 2 exons. Lineage: Eukaryota; Viridiplantae; Streptophyta; Magnoliopsida; Fagales; Fagaceae. Bases 719 to 3151 code for a protein of 810 amino acids.
UAGAGUUGGCGGAAAAUUGGGCUUAUUUCCAACAACUCUACAUUGCUCUUUCUCAAUCCAAAUGAACCAUGGGUCAAUUUCAAACAGUCCUACAUUUAAUUUAAAAUUGAAAUUUCUUUUACUUUACACCCUAUAGUUUAUUGUAUGAUUUUAAAAUUUAAAAAAGAAAAAAAGAAAGAAAAUUACACGAUCACUUCAAUAUUUGAGCCUGUAGUUUGAUAAUACUAUGAUGUGGGACAAUAAACUUUUACGAAGGGGGGACUUGUGUUUUUGGAAUAAAAAUAUUAAUAAAGCAAAAUGGAUGGCAUCUCAUAAUAGUUGUUAGGAAUCAAAAUUAAAUGGUGAAAUUAGAAAAAUAGAAUUGAGAAUCGGCAUAUAGGUUACUUGCACUCAGCAACAAACAUCCUAAGAAUCAAUACAACAUGGCUUAAAUAAGUUACGUUUUUUAAAUUCACAUCUUUUUUCCUUGACACCUAGGCGGAAGCUGGCCAAUUGCUUAAUAAAAUCCAUUUUGUUCUCACGAAAAUAAGGUAAAAAAAUACCGAUUGGCCCAUUUAAAAAAAUAAAGAGAAUAAGCAAACUUUGUUAAUAAAAAUCAUAGAAGAAACAGACACAAUGGAGGAAGGAAGGAAUCAAAGUCACAAGUUUCUUCUUGUAUUUAUUUUCGUAUAUUAAAUGAAAGCUCGUAUUGAUAUUUGGCGAUUUCGGAAGGAAAAUAAUGGAGAUGGAGAAGAUAAAACAUUUCGAUCAUCCUUAUCAUGUGUUAUCGCUGAGUAACAAAAAGAGAGGUGAUCAAAUCUUAUGCGAGGCAUGCAGAGAAUACUGUGAUGGUCAGGCCUACGUUUGCAGCAGAGAAUACUGCGAUGGUCUGAUACACAGUUGCAGCGAGGGAUGUAGAUACAGCCUACACGUAUCAUGUGCAAAGCUUCCGCAACAUGUUCAAAGCCCCUUUCACCCACCACACCCACUUACCCUAAAGCCACAUGACCCUUAUCACCAUGGUGAUUUAUUUAAGUGCGAUGGUUGUACUAAGCACUACAAGGGGUUCGUCUAUCGCUGCGAAGAUUGCAAUUUCCAACUUGAUCGUGAAUGCGCUUUUAUGACGGUAAAGGUAAUAGAAGAAGGAGGGCAAUGGAAAGAGCAACUUCUCACACAUCCUUACCACCACCAUCCAUUGCUACUCCUUGACAAGGUGCCUGCCAAUGAGCGUUAUAAGUGCACCGUAUGCCUAUCACACUGCUCAGAUCAUCAUCAUUCAACCUAUGGUUGCAUCCCAUGUCGUUUAAUUAUCCAUGAUGGGUCAUGUUUUGAGAGGAAGUUGCCGCCACAGAUCCAACACUUCUAUCAUCCCCAUCCUCUCACCCUUUCUACCGCACUAUCAGAUCAAGAAGAUAAUACUUGCAAAGCUUGUUACGAAAAAUUCACCCGGGUCUGGUACUAUAGCUGUGAACAAUGCAAAGAUUUUGUGAUGGAUAUUCCUUGCACUUUACUGUUGCCCACCACCAUCGAUUGCAUCAAACCUGAAAGUGAUCAGAUUCAGCAUUUCCUUCACGGACAUCCUUUGUCACUCCGUAAGGCCGAUGAUCAAGAACAGGUUAUGCAUUGCCGUGUAUGUGACAAACGCUGCACAGGUCCUACUUAUGUUUGUGACAGUGGCAGAGCUUCCUCGUUAUUCUGCAAGAAGAUUUACUUUCAUAAAUCAUGCCUGGAGUUCCCGCAACAGAUCUGCCAUCCCUUCCAUCCAUACCACCCUCUCACCCUGCAGGAUGGUCAGAGUAAUUAUUCUGAUGAUAGAUGCAAUGCCUGUCGCAAGUCUACCACCGAUUAUUUCCUCUACAUUUGUCUCUAUUGUGAUUUCAUCAUAUCAAAUAACAAACCGCGCCAUUUUUGUUUGCAUGUUGAAUGCAGUACUAUGAUGAUGCCUGCCAUAACAUACGAAGGUCACACUCACCUUCUACAAUUCCGGGACGACAAUAUAGAGAGCAAUAAACUUCAGUGCAGCGCUUGCAAAUCCAAUAUUUGUGAAUCAUAUGACUUCAAUUGUCUCUAUUGUGAUCUCAAUCUGCAUCUUUCUUGUGGUCCCUUACCAUAUACCGUUAAACACAAAGAUCAUAAUAUACAUUCCCUCUUCCUUACAAAUUCACCGCUUCAAGAGGAAGUGGAAGAUGAGACAGAUGAAUUCUAUUGUCAUGCUUGUGAGGAAGAAAGAGAUCCACAAUUACCCGUUUAUUAUUGUGCAGAAUGUCAUUAUGUUGCUGAAAUUCAAUGUGUCUUCUCACAGAUAGUAUCAUCACUAAAGGGAGAGUAUGGAGAUUUAGAAUUAAGGAGUUCUCUUGGACAUUCUGGUAAGUUGAUUUGCAAAAACAAGGCGAAGGAGAUGGUACAAAAGAAAGAACAAGUCAAAGCGACUGUGACUUUGUAUGAUAUUUUGAAGUCUUGGAGUAAAGAUGAGAUCGAGCAAUUGAAUGGUGUUUUGAGGAUUGCAGAAACGAAAAAAGAUACCGCUAAAAAAGACGACCACGAUGAAGAUAGUGAAUUCGAAUUUUUCCUUCUUUUUAACAAGAAUUACACACAAGUCAUGAAGUUUCUUGAUCGUGGUGCAAAGAUUCCUACACCAUUUAAGAGUGUAGAAAAGGUUCCCGAGGUUAACUUUGAGUGGGCUCCUAUAGAAGAGGUAGUUAGUGUUAGGGAUUACAUGAUUAUCCAGAGGUUGGCCCCUAUCCUUGAGCCCUUGCUCUCCAAACACGGGGAUAUUAGUGCCAUGUCCACGUUAAGGCCAAGGGUAAGAAUGUAUUUAUAUAACAUGUUAUGUGAAAGUAUAUAUAGCAUGAUAAACACUAUGGUUGAGGAUAUCACAAAAGAUUUGCUUCUCGAGUGGUGGACAACCUUGAGGAUAUUACAAUUCGCAGAAUUUAAAAUUCAAUUUGCCUUCGACCAUUUGAAGAGAGUUGUGGAGGCUUACCUUGGUCUUCGUGUUAUAAAAGAAGUAGAAGAUGCUGUUGAUAAAAUCGAUAAAGAUAUCUUAGCACUUGAAGAAAAACGCAAGCGCAUAAUUGCUGCAAAAUCAACAAAAUCCAGCAUAACUGAGGAAUGCUUUAGAGAGGCUUUAUUAUUGAAGCAUUGUAAAGCGGGUACCUUAUUCUUCUUUUAAGAGCAUUAGCAUUCAGUGUAAACUCCCAAAUGGCUAUUUUAGCAACACACACCCUCAAAUCGAGUUUUAUCCAAGUGUGUAUUAAUAAAAUUUU